GCCUAGACCUCAAACAGUCAGAGAGCCCAGGAGUCCUCAGUUCAGCCUGCUCCUGCAGCCAGUCGCCCACCAGAAGGAUGAGGGUCAGCCUUGUUCUCCUGGCCGUCCUCCUCACUGUCUCCGCUCUCCAUUCCGAGGCCAAGAAAGAACUAGCUGACAACAUGCCUCGCUGCUGUUACUCAUACAUCUCUCGGACAAUCCCACUCCGUGUUGUGACAGGUUAUGAGAGGACCGGUUCCCACUGCUCCUUGCAAGGGGUCAUGUUCCUUACCAAAAGUGGGCGAAAGCUCUGUGCCAAUCCCAGUAAUUCUUGGGUGCAGAGGCACAUCAGACACCUGGACCAGAAGUCAAAGUGAUCGGGGAGCAGCAGGGCCAUCACAGCCUAGGGAACAGGAGAACAGGGCACAGAGCUCCCUCCCCACCCCAACCAACUCUCUCAGCCCCAGGUGG
Molecule: messenger RNA, 450 nt
Organism: Rhinolophus ferrumequinum (greater horseshoe bat)
Lineage: Eukaryota; Metazoa; Chordata; Mammalia; Chiroptera; Rhinolophidae
Product: regakine-1-like
Exons: 3
Coding region: 78-356 (92 amino acids)
Biological process (GO): cellular response to type II interferon; cellular response to interleukin-1; neutrophil chemotaxis
Cellular component (GO): extracellular region
Molecular function (GO): chemokine activity; CCR chemokine receptor binding
Source: RefSeq, a predicted model, not a curated record